Callorhinchus milii (elephant shark) is the source of this 3225-nucleotide messenger RNA. RefSeq lists its product as uncharacterized. The coding region runs from base 22 to 2526 and encodes 834 amino acids. The transcript is spliced from 7 exons. Lineage: Eukaryota; Metazoa; Chordata; Chondrichthyes; Chimaeriformes; Callorhinchidae. The record is from RefSeq and is a predicted model, not a curated record.
AGAGGGAGGGAGGGAGGGAGGAUGGGGGAGAGCUCUGAUGGCAGAGUGUUGGUGACACUCACUUUUCUGGUAACUUGUACCGUGUGGAUCAGUGAGAGCGCAUCUCAGAGGGUCUACUACUCGUGUGGGGCUGUAGUGGACUCCGACACCCAAGGUAUCAUCCUGUCUCCCGGCUUCCCCAACAACUAUUCCCCAGGCACGCACUGCGUGUGGCAGUUCUUUAUCCCAGCCGGAGCCCAGCUGCUGUUGGACGUGUUUGAGUUUGAUGUGUUCGCGAGCCCGAGUGACGGGAGAAUCCCUCUGGAAGACUUCCUGCCCUCCGCUGGCACCCACAGCCCACAGGCCGCUCUAGAUUUGGCAGAGAAUGGAGACGUGGAGGAGGAGAGCAGAGAGAGCAACCAGACCUCCUCCACCACCGUCGCUCACACUGCGAGAAAACCCACCCGAGGGGGGAAAAUGAAGGUGUGGUUUAACCAGACCAUCAUGGAUUCUAACUGGAAACCUUCAGGUGGGAACCGGCAGGAAUUAGCCACGGCCAAAUCCAACCGAAAGCUUGAGGACCAAGAGGUGGUGGUUCAGGAACAGUCCACAAAGCUGGAGAUGGUCAAGACUUCAAAGCCACCAUCCGAUCAUCUCUCAGUGACUGUUUCUCCCCUCGACGUUUUGGACAUGAACGACUCUGUGAAGCCGAUCUUGAGUUGGCCCUCGCCACAUGCUGACAUUAAAGGCGAAGACUUGGACCCCCGUCACAACAGCAAGAGACUGAGACCCCAGACCGACCACCUCCCCGAGGAGCAAGGCCAACAGGGUUUAAGUGACUCGACAGUGAGUGAGGUCGAGAGUUCAGUCACUCCACCUCCGUCUCUCGACGUCUGUCCCAACGACGUGCUGUACAUCUCUGACCUGAUCACCUUCUCCUCUCGCUUCUGUGGCUCAAACUCCCCCAUGAAUCAGACGCUGAGGUUCGGCUCCUCUCUGGAGAUGAUUGAGGUCGUCAUGGAGUUAAUCACCACCACCGAUCGUGGCCGGGGCUUUGUACUGCUUUACCAGUUCCAAGCCAUGGGAGGUGUUGAUAUUCACACGGUUAUCAAACACGCAGACAGAGAUAACCUAAUACUCACUUCGGUGAUUGGCGGGGCUGUUCUCUUCACUGUAGUCCUUCUCACCGUGCUCUGUCUCGCCCGCAGACAAAAGGUUUGUUCCAAAGGGAUUUCCUCCCGAGGCCAUGAGAACGGGAUUCAGAACUCGGCCGCUGACAUCAGUGAGCUGCAGCUUGUGGUGGCAAACGGAACCAGUCAGGAGCUUUCCACGGAAAACGAAAACAACAAUCACAGUGUCAGUCUGGAGCGUGUGGGUAAUUCUGUCCACACUGAAAUGGAAGUCACCUCCACCGUGUCCGCAGUGACCGAGUCGGGAAGCGAUGAGGUGUUUGUUAUUUCAGCCGGACCUGGCCUGGGAACAUUGCAUUUCUCCAGCUUUAAAACAAAGAACCCCAGGAACCUAAAGAGAAGUGUGACGAGUCCUGCCACUGUGUGUGACUGCCUGAUGCCGGAGACGGUGGGGGGGCCAGAGCAGAUGCUCAAUAAACACAAGGCGGAGGAUGGCCAGGGAUCCCCGCCCAGACCCAGAGCGUGGAGUGUCCGCACUUUCCAGGACUUCCUGGCGCCGUUACCACAGCUGAGAAGAGAAUGGCGGAGCUGGACCACAGCCAGUCCCUUCACCAAACUAGUGGAGAACAGUGGCACGGACCGUUUACGAGGGGACGGGCAGCCAGAGAUUAACCGGAAAGUUCUGUCUGACGUGCAGCUGGAAGCGAAAGGCGAGUAUCUGUGUUCCUCCUCAGGGAGCACGGCCUCCUACCCUCUCACUCAGUCUGCCCACUGCCAACGCAAGCUCCUCACACCUACCAACCUCAAGAGAACCUGGUUUGGAAGUCCCUGCUUUGGCUUCCAGCCCAGCUCCCCCCAUCGGGCCAAACCGAGAGAGCCUGCAACUCACCCCGGCCCCGCAAGGCAGGCCCUCCCUCAAUACGAGUCUCACAGCCCAGGGCACAAGGUCCCAGCAGAGAGCGCCACACCUUACACUGCAGAAGGUCUCCAGACUGACCCAGCCCAAGGCAGGGACCUGGCGACUGACACCGACAGAACAAAUGUCACCAAACCAGUUUUUGUCAUCUCGGAGGAGAGCGACGCUCAACAGCCUUUGGUACUCGGUCCAGGACACGUGGGUCAGUUUAGCGACUGCGCCCAUUUUGAGACCAACAGAAGCAGCAAAGCUUCGGAUGCCCACGGACAGAAGGGUCCGGUCAACAGGUCGGAAUCGAGCCUGACCCCCAACACUGGUGCGUGGAUAAACUGCCUGACGCCUCGCGUAGGCUCAGCCAAACCCAGCAGUGCCUCGCUCACAGAGACGGGUGGACUCCAGCCACCCUGCUCAUAUACUGCUCCAUCUCCAACCCUGGCCAGCACCACACUGCGGGCAGAGACAGCACCCACACACAGCCUGGCCUGUCAACACAUCCAAUAACAUUCUGCUUCUCCACGCUCACCACAAGACACUGUAGCACUGAUGAAUUUCACCCACAAACUGUACAGUCACCACACUUCACAGUACAUUUCUUUGAAGCACUUUGAGAUGUCUCAGCGAUGUGAUCAGGUGCUGUUCAAAUGCAAGGAUUAUUAUCAACAUGUGUCAUUUUGACGACUGACUGACUGUCCCACAGACUCGUGUCAGCUCAUCUGCAGACAGGUUUCAGGAUGUAUUUUUGAGAAGGAGCAUCUCUGUUCCCAAAUGAUGUAAAAUUUCCGUUUAAAUGUAAAAAAACAACAAAAUCAUAGUCCUCGAUCUUUAUACUAAUGCUGUGUAAUUGUGACUUGUAUAUUUUGGUUAAAUUGCUGUACUUUGCAGUUACACCAUGUUUAUUUCCAGCAUCUGUUGUUUUUUUUAAACGGAUAUAAACUGAAUGAUGUGCAUUUGACCUGACCCUCUGCCUCACAAACACAAAAAAAAGUCAGUCUUGUCCUCUGGAAACUUGUGUCCCUGAUUUAAAUAGUGGCUCACAAGCUCCUGUUAAAGUGGUCAGGUUCAAACCCAACACCAAUGGAGGCUACGGACGUGAGAAGAGGCACGGAGACGGUUUAUAGUUUAGAUCCAUGAGCAGCCUGGACCCCAGUGCGAAACAAAUGUCAGCCGCGAUAAUGCAAUCAAUAAAGAGUUUCCACUGAA